Molecule: messenger RNA, 1051 nt
Organism: Williopsis jadinii
Lineage: Eukaryota; Fungi; Ascomycota; Saccharomycetes; Phaffomycetales; Wickerhamomycetaceae
Gene: ANY1
Product: Any1p
Exons: 1
Coding region: 70-984 (304 amino acids)
Biological process (GO): phospholipid translocation; retrograde transport, endosome to Golgi
Cellular component (GO): trans-Golgi network; endosome
Source: RefSeq, a predicted model, not a curated record
UUGCCCUUUAGCAUACGAACACCAUCACCACCCUCAGAAUACUGUGGAUAACUGCAUAAACGUCAUUUAAUGUCACUCACAGAUAAGAUAAACCAAUUCUACUUACCAGAAUGGCUCUCGGUAGAAAUCAUUGCUGGUAACUUUAUCAGUUUUACUCCACUGUUCUCGUACGGCUCCACGAUCCUCUCAAUUUACAGGAAAGAGUCGUCUCUCGGGUUCAGUAUUGACAUCUGCGCUACAAUGAUUAUUGCGUCGACUCUUAGAAUUGCGUACUACUUCAUCAUCCCCUAUGAGAUUGCGUUGCUCCGACAGAGCAUAGUGAUGGUUGUUAUCCAAGUGCUUUUACUCAAAGUGAGCCUAGUAUACCGACCAAGAAGUUAUGAUGCAGAUAUCCUGGUUCAAGGCCCGCCAUUGACAAAUGAUUUGAAAAACCUGUGGGUAGAAUACACAACCAAGAAACUGAACUUACAAACAGCUCCCGUAUUUACCCGAGAGGUGUUUGUUACGUUAUUUGUACACUUUGUACGGUAUUUUGAUCCAAGUUUUAGAAGAUAUAAAAAAUUCUGGCAAUGGAACUCAGAAACCCCAUAUUGGGGGUUUCUAAUAAAAUUUUGGGCUGUGAUAACUAUUUUGACAUUCUUGAUGCAAAAGUCCACGAUGUUUGGUGGUGUCUUGGGAACCGUUGGACUAUUCAUUGAGUCUCUAUUGCCCCUACCUCAAAUCUUGUUGUUGAAUAACCUCAAAUCAGUUGAAGGGUUCAAGAUGAUUCUCCUGGUUUCGUGGCUGUGCGGUGACUUCACAAAGAUUAGUUACCUAAUGUACGGUGCAAAGAACAUCAGUGCUAUAUUUCUAAUCUUUGCUGUUUUCCAAAUGUCGUUGGACUUUUACAUUGCUUUCCAGUACGUCUAUUUCAAGUAUUACUAUGAGCCAGAGCAAGAGUCUCUGGAGAUGAGGGAUCUUCAAUCAGCAGUCACGCAUGUCUAACCCUCUUUAUAGAUAGUGUAUAUAAAAACUAUGUACAUAAAUGUUUUCUCAGCAUAUAUAGAUAUUC